AUGUCAGCGGACGCCUACAACGACAAACACGGCGACGAGUACAUCAACCUGGAGGCUCACGACGGACUCUCCACCGACGUGGGCUCGCUCAACGGCGUGACCCACGUUCCGUACCAAGUCAAGAGCGCCUUCGCCAGGCAGAUGAUGGCCGAGUUCUUCGCCACCUUCAUCUGCGUCGUCGUCGGGCUGGCCUGCACAGCGCAGGUCACGCUGAGCUCGGGCACUGCAGGCAGCUUCGUGACCGUCGCGCUCGCGUGGGGCUUCGCCUACUUCCUCGGCAUCACAGUCGGCGGAGGCGUGUCCGGCGCCAACCUGAACCCGACCGUGACCGUCGCGCUCGCGCUGCUCGGCAUGCUGCCGUGGAAGAAGGUGCCCUUCUACAUCCUCGCGCAGACUGUCGCGUCCUACGUGGCCGCGAUGGUCGUCUACAUCCUGUACCGCCCCAUGCUCAACAUCGUGGACCCCGAGCGCACGUCGACCAACGCCAUCUUUGCCACGUACCCACACGAGAACGUGGGCAACUUCACGUGCUUCCUGACCGAGUUCUUCGCCGCGGCGCUGCUGGUCGUGGGCUUCCUGGCGCUGCUCGACGAGCACAACCGCCCCAUCGGCCGCGCCGCCGUUCCCGCCGCCAUCGGCGUGCUCGUCAGCGCCAUCGCCAUGGGCUUCGGCAUGAACACGGGCCUGGCCAUCAACGCCGCCCGCGACCUCGGCCCUCGCCUCUUGAUGCUCACGGUCGGCUUCGGUUCACGCGUGUUCUCGCUCAGCCACUACUACUUCUGGGUCCCGCUCGUGGCCCCGAUCCUGGGCGGCGCCGUCGGCGGCAUCGCCUACCUGGGCAUGGUCGGCUACCACCACCCCGGCCGCUCGUUCGGACCGUACCCGGAGUACCGGUACUAA
Molecule: messenger RNA, 900 nt
Organism: Phytophthora sojae
Lineage: Eukaryota; Oomycota; Peronosporomycetes; Peronosporales; Peronosporaceae
Exons: 1
Coding region: 1-900 (299 amino acids)
Biological process (GO): glycerol transmembrane transport; water transport
Cellular component (GO): plasma membrane
Molecular function (GO): water channel activity; glycerol channel activity
Source: RefSeq, a predicted model, not a curated record